Molecule: messenger RNA, 1590 nt
Organism: Amborella trichopoda
Lineage: Eukaryota; Viridiplantae; Streptophyta; Magnoliopsida; Amborellales; Amborellaceae
Product: Presenilin-1
Biological process (GO): membrane protein ectodomain proteolysis; protein processing
Cellular component (GO): gamma-secretase complex; membrane
Molecular function (GO): aspartic endopeptidase activity, intramembrane cleaving
Source: RefSeq, a predicted model, not a curated record
UGUUUGGUGUUUGGUCAAUAGGCACAAGCCUUAAUUUGAUUGCUUAGGGCCUCACCCUCAUAUAAUUUUUUUUCAUUUAUAUGCAGUAUUUUUCCCUUAAAAUUCAUGCAUUUCGUUCAUCAAGAAAAGCAAUUUUUAAGGCCUAGAAAGAAACGUAAAUCUGAAGGCCCUUCUACUAAAUUAUGGAGAAAAGCAUUUUGGAGGCUGUUGGUGUUGAAAUCAUAGGGGUAAUGGCCCCUGUAUCAGCCUGUAUGUUCCUUGUUGUUCUCUUGGUUUACAAUAUGUCCUCUCAAGGAUCAGACUCUACUAUUAGAACAGCAGCAACAUUGGUUUAUUUAGAAAAAUCCACUGAUUCUAACACCCAGAAGUUCGAAGGGGCUCUUCUAAAUGCUGGGGUCUUUGUAAUUCUCAUUGCACUAGUCACAUUCUUGCUGGUUAUGCUUUACUAUUAUCGAUUCACUGGUUUUUUGAAGAAUUACAUGAGGUUCUCGGCCUUUUUCGUGCUUGGUUCCAUGGGAGGACCCAUCUUCUUAUCGAUUAUAGAGCAGUUUUCCAUCCCUAUAGAUUCAAUCACUUGUUUUAUCCUUCUCUUCAACUUUUGUGUAAUUGGGGUCCUCUCAGUUUUCUCUGGUGGUGUUCCAAUUAUCGUGCGCCAGGUUUAUAUGGUCUUAUUGGGCAUAAUAGUAGCUGUGUGGUUCACAAAAUUACCAGAGUGGACGACUUGGGUUAUUCUUGUAGCGUUGGCUCUAUAUGAUUUGGUUGCUGUUUUGGCACCUGGUGGGCCUUUGAAGAUGCUAGUUGAUCUUGCUUCGAGUCGAGAAGAAGAGCUCCCUGCUCUGAUUUAUGAGGCAAGGCCUACAAUUUCUACGGGGAGUGGCCCCAGAGAGUCUGCUAUGAAUCUUUUGGUGGGUGGUGUCUCAGAGUCUUCAGAGACUAUGUACUCACAGUCUCAGUCGGCUUUAUCAGUUGAACUUCAACCAUCUAGGUCAUUUGUUCAAUCUUCCGAUGGCAUUGAUAGCCAUCGUGCCUCUGAAACUUGUGGGUAUUCGACAGUGACCGUAGAUGGUAAUUCUUCUAGUUUUGGUGGCUAUGGAGCUCAAAGGGCUGAUCAUGGAGAGAUAGAGCAUGUUAAUGAGGAGAUGUCCCCAUUAGUUAUUCGUGGAGGUGAAUCUCAUGACCUGAGUCAUGCGACAGAGAGGGUGGAAGAGAACCAUGAGAGAGACAGGGCAGGUGUACAUGAGAGAGGCAGGAGGGGAGAGGGUCGGAUUCUUGAAUUUGAGGCUUCAAGGGGAAUCAAAUUGGGUCUUGGAGAUUUCAUUUUUUACAGUGUUCUUGUAGGUAGAGCAGCCAUGUAUGAUCUCUUGACGGUAUAUGCUUGUUACAUUGCAAUAAUUUCUGGUCUUGGGUGCACACUUAUUUUGCUAUCCCUGUGCAACCACGCUCUGCCUGCUCUUCCAGUCUCUAUCACACUAGGUGUCAUGUUUUAUUUCUUGACUCGGUUAUUAAUGGAACCAUUUGUUGUUGGAGCAUCAACAAACUUAUUGAUGUUUUGAUACACAAUAAUACAAUUUUGUCGUUUUAUAUAGCAAA